UGCACUUCCCUGAGCCUUCUCCUCCUACUAUAAAUCCAUGGCCUGCUCAACACAAACUUCUUCAUCUCAUAUGCAUGCCACAUCACAAUCUACAACGCGCCUUCAGAGUUUCAGAGCCAAACUGAAAUUUAGCCAGUCAGGAACACAUUAGACUCAACCAUGAUCCAUCCAAAGAAACUUGCUCAGCUGGCCAAGAAGUGCCAGCGGAUGUUGGUUGCCAGAGCCAGGGCCCGCCGCCAGCAGCAUGCCUCAGACACGGCCGAUGACGAAUGCUGCAGCACAACGUCGUCUGUGGUUGCCGAUGAGGGCCACUGCAUGGUGUAUGCCGCCGACGGAGCACGGUUUGAGGUCCCUCUGGUGUACCUCGGGACUACGGUCUUCGCCGAGCUCCUGAGGAUGUCUGAAGAGGAGUUUGGCUUUGCAAGCGGUAGCGAUGGAGGCAGGAUCACGCUGCCCUGCGAUGCCACAGUGAUGGAGUACGUCUUGUGCCUGGUCAGGAGAGAGGCCUCUGAGGAAGUCGAGAGGGCGUUCUUGAGCUCCAUUGCUGAGGAUGGCCACAGCUACUGUGCUAGCUGCGUGGCACCAUCGAUGGGACUCGGCCAUCAAUUUGCUCUCUGUGCUUAGCUACUAGUUUAGCUAGUGAAAUAUUUCUUUUGGUUAGGUCCGAGAAGGAGUUCUGUAGAGUCUGAUGUAAGAUUCGUUUGUCACAGGAAAUAAUAGAAAAGAGACAAUUUUCCUGGAAAAAAAUACAUUAUUUGUCACAUCCUUUAACAUAGUUCAUAUUAAUAUAUACUCCCUCCGUCAAAAAAUAUGUCUAAAGUUGAGACACUCAUUUUGGGACGGAGGAAGAAAUUGGAAGGAAACCAU
Molecule: messenger RNA, 867 nt
Organism: Triticum dicoccoides
Lineage: Eukaryota; Viridiplantae; Streptophyta; Magnoliopsida; Poales; Poaceae
Product: auxin-responsive protein SAUR36-like
Exons: 1
Coding region: 160-624 (154 amino acids)
Biological process (GO): response to auxin
Source: RefSeq, a predicted model, not a curated record